Molecule: messenger RNA, 1942 nt
Organism: Lycium barbarum (goji berry)
Lineage: Eukaryota; Viridiplantae; Streptophyta; Magnoliopsida; Solanales; Solanaceae
Exons: 2
Coding region: 1346-1708 (120 amino acids)
Source: RefSeq, a predicted model, not a curated record
CCGAUAUUUGUACUAAAAUGGUGGUGAGAUAGCUACGCACAUGGCAUAUCCUUGUCUAUCCGUCCCACUAACCAAACGACCCGUAAUAAGUCUCAUCCUCUCCCCUUUUUUUUAAGGUAAUGAUAUCCUACGAUCAGUUAUUUUUUAAAUCGAAGAAAACAAUUUAUGUGUUUUAUUUAGCGAUAUCUUGUAUUAUUUUUGAUCUCCUAAGGAAGAAACUGUAUAGCUAAACAAUAUUUGUAAUGGACCAUGAAAUCGACCGCUUCUCUUAAAGUUUAUUACCCUAUGGCCUAUGCAAGUGAUCUUUAAAUAAAUAUACACCAGAAGUGGAUCUUUUUUUUAUUUUUUAUUUUUUUGGGCAAUGGAUGAAACACCAAACUCUAAAAACACAGAAGAAAUAGUAACAUUUGGCUCUUAUAAACUGUCUCAGCAAAAGCUAUUAAGUUCGACCGAACUCGUAGCUGAGUUUCUACCUCCGCUCCUGAUAAAGUGGACAUUUCUUCCAAAAAGUUUAUUACUUUAUGCAAGUAAUAGGUAAACUAAAAUUACAACCAUAAGUGGAUAAUUUUUUAUUUUUAUUUUUUUUUGGGGAAUGGAUAAACCACCAAACUCUAAAAAAACAUAGGACAUUAAUAUUAUUUGGCUCUAAUAGUAGGAAACUCACCAACCAUUCUUGUUUUUAUAAUGUCUCCGCACUGCUCGCAAAACCAUUUAAGCCAAACUACAUUAAAAAACUUUCCUAAUCCAAAGAGAAACACAGAGAGAAAGAGAUGUACAGAGAGUCGGAGAAAAAACAGAUAUGUAUAUAGAUAGAGAUUAAUAAAAGAAAAAAACAAAAAAAAAAUUACUACUAUUAUCCAUUUUAUCAAACACCUUUUGUGCUAUCUAUCAUAGACAUUUUAUCAAAUACCUUGAGCACAAUCAUACGCAUUUUAUCAAACACCUAUAGCAUAAUCUAUCCUAGAUAAUUUAUCAAACACCUUUUACACGAUCUAUCAUACGCAUUUAAUCAAACACCUUUCUUGCAAAGUGCAAUAUAUCAUACACAUUUUAUCAAACACCUUUCCAUGCAAUUUAUCACACACAUUUUAUCAAACACUUCACGAGCGUAAACUAUCUUAGGCAUUUUAUCAAACACCUUUCCGCCAAUCUAUCAUACGCAUUUUAUCAAACACCUUUCAAGCAAUCUAUCGUACACAUUUUAUCAAACACCUUCCCGGCAAUCUAUCAUACGCAUUUUAUCAAACACCUUUCCGCCAAUCUAUCAUACGCAUUUUAUCAAACACCUUUCAAGCAAUCUAUCACACACAUUUCAUCAAACACAUUUCGUGCAUACCUGGUAAAUAUGAAGUUUUUUAUUGAAUUGGUGGCCUGCUGUGGCUGUUCAUCAAAUCGCGCUCAUCGUCCUGCAGAGGAUGAGGAAAUCCUUGUUACUGCAGAUGCUGAAGCGUCAUUUGAUCAUAAUAACAACAUCAUUACGUAUAAAAAGAGACGGCGAAGGAGACGAACGUUAGCGAGAUCUGCUGGUUCAUUACCUGAAUGGAAACCGUCACUUUCAUCCAUAUCUGAAGAUGGAAUUGCAGCUAAUUCCAGCAGGAAUUUGAAGAAGAAGAAGGUCUCUGUCAAUCAACUCCAUCAUCAUCGUCGUCCCCAGAAACCCAGGAUAGCUUGCCUUGCUCAAAUGGUUCCAGCACCUUUCUUGAUUUGAUAUUGGAUUAAUCGAACCUCUUUCCAGUUUCCAAUUACCCUCCGGCUCUCUAUUGUGUAAAAUAAUUAAAACUUUGUAUAUAUCGCGUAAACCUUUUUUUUUUUUGCUUUCCUUUUUUCAUUUCAUUUCAAUUUCCAUUAUCUUCUCUCUCUAUCUGUAUUAAUACAAUGACUGUGAUAUUUGCAAAAAAAUAAAAUAAAAAAAUAGAUAAUUAAAAGCUAUAUUAAGUUAUAA